GGAGCCAUAGGGGGCGCCCGCCUCAAUGUGAGAGGCUGAGCGCCACUGCGCACGCUCCGCCACGUCUGCCCAGCUGGGGAGGAGCGGCUGUGAGCUAUGACCUGGAAAUCUGGGGAGGGAAGGCGGGCAGGAAGGGGUCCCCCAACCCCGAGUCUCCCCGGGGAAGGAAGUAGCUGGAGGGAAGGCUAAAGGAGCCACCUGCUCGCAUGUGGAUAAACCAGGUUUGCUUCCCAGCAUUUCCAUGCAAAAAAAGAAUUUUGGCAAGGGGGGGGCUUCCCUGCCUGGCGCUCCUCCACCCUCUGCCAACGGACCCCUUUCAAGCUUUUGGAUGUAAAAAACUGGAGGCCUCUCGAGAGCUGAAUGGCUUGAAACUCUUCUCUGGGAUUCUCUGGGCAACUCCCUCAAAUCCCGGGACUGAAAAAAACCUUUCCAGACUCAGGAGAUCCACAGGGCCCUUCUGGAUCCCUGUCAGAGAAGAGACUGGAAAUGGAUGCAAACCAGCCAGCUGGGAAGCGAGUGGGAAAAGGCCCUGCUGCUGCUCAGCUGGGAAGCUGUGAGGAGGUCUGGGCAGGACCUGGGCAGAAGAUCCUGGAGGAAGCUCUUAGUUCUGAGAUUCAGCACUGGCGCUUCAGGAACAGCCCCUUUCAGGAGGCUGAGAGACCACGAGAGCUUUGCAGCCGCCUUCACCGCCUUUGCUGGGGGUGGUUGCAGCCCGAGAAGCACACCAAGGCUCAGAUGUUGGACCAGGUGAUCUUGGAGCAGUUUCUGGCUGUCCUGCCUGGGGAGAUGCAGUGCUGGGUGCGCGAAUGCCGAGCAGAGACCAGUUGCCAGGCGGUGGCCCUGGCUGAAGGCUUCCUUCUGACCCAAGUAGAGAAGGAGCAGGGAGGACACCAGGUUCUGAGGUCCUUCAUGGAGGUAGGGACUAAUUUUCCUGAGGAAAGGAUGAAUCCCACAAAUCCCUCUCGGGAUCCAUGUUUUAGAGGACUCUACAAAGAGGAAGGUCAAUGUCAAGACACCUCACUAGGGAACAAAAUGGAGUCGCUGUUAUUCAUCCACUCAUCUCCACAUACUGGUGGAGCUGAAAGAACAGCUGGACCUUCAGCUCAGGGUCCUGUGUCCUUUGAUGAGAUGGAUGUUCAUUUCACCAAUGAAGAAUGGUCGCUGCUGGAUCCCGACCAGAAAGCCCUGUACCAAGAAAUAAUGUUGGAGACGUCUAGGAUUGUAACCUCUUUAGUUGAUGCACAGAAAAAUGAAAAUUAUCGAGAGCCACGUGUGGUGCCAUCACAAAUAAUCGAAACUGAAAUACGAGAACAGCAAUGUGCAGAUAAGUGGGGAAGAAGGAGAUAUGAGAAAAAAGAAUCUUACACUUGGAGAGAAAACUUGACCUUUGAAUGUGUGGAAAUGGAUAACUUCCAGAUUCAACAUGAUUUCAAAGGAAGCAGUACGGGAAAGUGUCGAGGAAAUGGGAAGAGAUUCAAACUGAAACCCAAUUUCAGUAAUUGCUGCAAAAUUGGAAAAAACUUCAGUUAUAACACUAAAAUUAUCCCAUAUAAAAUAAUCCAUGCAAAGGAGAAGCCCUACAAAUGUUUGGACUGUGGAAAGAACUUUAGGUGGAGAGGUAAUCUUAACUAUCAUAAAAAGAUCCAUUUGGGGGAAAAGCCCUUCAAAUGUGCAGAAUGUGGAAGAAGUUUCAAUAUGAACAGUUCCUUGACUUAUCAUAAAAGGAUCCAUAUGGGAGAGAAACCCUAUAAAUGCACGGACUGUGGUAAAAGCUUCACUAUGAACAGUGCCUUUACUUUUCAUAAAAGAAUCCAUAUGGGAGAGAAAUCUUACAAAUGCCUGGAAUGUGGAAAAAACUUCAGCACCAAAAGUUAUCUGACCUCCCAUAAAAGGAUCCACACAGGGGAAAAACCAUAUAAAUGCGUAGACUGUGGAAAAAGCUUCAGUAUGAAAAGUUCCUUUACUUACCAUAAAAGGAUCCACAUGGGAGAGAAACCAUAUAAAUGCCUGGAAUGUGGGAAAAGCUUCAGUAUGAAUAGUUCUCUAACAUAUCACAAAAGGAUCCACACAGGAGAGAAACCCUAUAAAUGUCCGGAGUGUGGAAAGAGCUUCAGCAGCAGCAGUUAUCUAACUUCCCAUAAAAGGAUCCAUACAGGGGAAAAACCCUAUAAAUGCAUAGAGUGUGGGAAAAGCUUCAGUUUGAACAGUUCCCUUGCUUCUCAUAAAAGGAUCCAUACAGGAGAGAAACCUUAUACAUGCACGGAGUGUGGAAAGAGCUUCAGCAGCAGCAGUUCUCUUACUUGCCAUAAAAGGAUCCAUUCAGGGUUGAAACCUUAUAUAUGCAAUGAAUGUGGGAAGAGUUUUAUUUCAAGCAGCUCCCUUACGAAACACAUUAGUAUCCACUCGGGGGAGAAAUUAUAUCCUUGUACGGAGUGUGGGAAAAGCUUUCGACUGAAUAGUCACCUAACUUCCCACAAGAGAAUGCAUACUGGAGAAAAACCCUAUCGAUGCACGGACUGUGGAAAAAGCUUUAGUAUCAAUAGUUCCCUUACUUCUCAUAAGAAGAUCCAUUCAAGGUUGAAACCAUACAUAUGCAAGGAAUGUGGGAAGAGUUUUGUUUCUAACAGCUCCCUAACGAAUCAUGUUUGUAUCCACCUAGGUGAGAAACUAUAUCAGUGUACAGAGUGUGUGAAAAGUUUCAGGUGGAAAAGUCACCUAAUUUCUCAUAAAAGGAUGCAUACAGGAGAGAAACCCUAUAAAUGCAUGGACUGUGGAAAAAGCUUCAGUAAGAACAGUUCCCUUACUUCUCAUAAAAGGAUCCAUACGGGAGAAAAACCCUAUGAAUGCACAGAGUGUGAGAAAAGAUUCAGCAAGAGCCGUUACCUUACUUCCCAUAAACGAGUCCACACACGGGAGAAGCGAUAAAUAUGCUCUGAAUAUGGAAAGAGUUUUUGUGAAACUCUUAUGCUGCCUAACAGAAAUGGGGAAAAAAUAUACAUGCAUGAUAUGUGGAAAGAAAUUUAUGUGGAGCAAUCAACUUACUUUCCAUAAAAGGACCCACAUGGGGAACAUGUCUUUUGGGAUUGAAGUGUUCUGAAUUCCUGUAAAAGGAUUGGCUGUAAUAUCAAACGUAUACAGUAAAUGCAGAACUUCACUCAAGAAUUAUGAACUGAUGUGUCUAAAGGCUCCAUACAAGGGAAAUAGCAUGUAAGCAUGUAGUGUGGAAAGAGCUUCAAAUGCUUUUCUUUCUGCAUGUGCCUUGCAGAUAGGUUUUUUUUUUUUUAAAUUUCUGAUGAUACCAGUCCCUGCAGGGUUUUUUUGGCAGGGUUUUUCAAAGUGCUUUGCUAUUGCUGCCAUCAUGGGGUUGAGAGAAAGUGACAGGCCCAAAGUCACUUAAUGUCUAAAGUGGGACUCCAAGUUUCCAGCCUGGUCUCUUAACCACUGCACCAAGCUGGUUUUUUCAAGUGGAAUAGAAACUUUAUUUUUGGAAAAUAAGUUAUUGCAGGUACACGCGGGAGAAACAUUAGAACGCAUAGAACGUGGGAAUAGUUUGAGAAGGAAAUGUCUACUUGGGAAAGGAAUCCAUAAAUGCAGGGAGAAUGGGAAGAAGUUAAGCAAAAACAGGUUCCUUAAUUCCCAUGAAAAGAUCCAUAUGGAAGAACCACAGAUACAUGUGUCUGGGAGAAGAAUGAUCAAGUAGGUGUCUUGAGAACUUCAAUACAAGGCGCUCUUAUUUCCCAGAAAAAGUUUCACAUAGGAGAGAAUGUAGAUAUAAAUACAUGGAACACCAAGAGAGUCAGCCUUUUUAUUUGUCUUAUUUUCUGUAAAAGUAUCAACUCUUAAGGGUCCAGUAAGUACAAUGAUCCCACAGAAAAAAGUGAACAGAGGAUUGUCAUAGGAGAAACUGAAUAAAUGUAUGAAUUAUGGAAAGAGCUCCCAAGAUAGAUUUUUUUAAAUACCAGAGAUAUAACCUAGUUAGUUAUAUCUGCUCACAAGAAUCUUUUAUUAAACUGUCCUGCUUAUUAUUAUGCCAGUAUUUGUCAAGACCUGUGCCUGGUCAGUUUGCUUUAUUUAGGUAGAAGCAACAUCUUAAGUUGUUCUGGGAUCAGGUUGCAGGCUUUGUGGAGAGCUACAUAUGUAAGCAAAGCAGGGGGAAAUGUAUGUUUGUACGUGUAUGUGUACUUUAGCUCUAAUUAUAAAUACCUGCCUUCCUUCAAUAUAUAGCCAAGUAUUUAAGCUCUUAGUUCUUUGUUUUUUAUGUAUCAUGAUGUACAUUAGUUGUGGUUUAUCUGUGAAACAUCUUUUCCAGAUGUUUAUAUGUACAUGCCCGUUUGGUUGAGUAUGUUUCUGGUUGCAAAAUCACAUUAAUCCUGCUGUAAAGAGAAGUGUGGCCAGUGAGGUUAUGAUUGCAACUAUUGCCUCUUUACUUUAAAAAUGUUUAUGGACAUCCAGGUCAUGGUUGUCCCAAAAUGCUUUUUCAAGAGGCAACUGGGCUUUCUUUUUUUUUUUCUUUGAAGACAUUCCACUUCUCAUCCAAGGAACUCAGAGUAGAUGAAGCUUCUUGGAUGAGAAGUGAAAUAUUUUCAAAGAAAAAACAGAAAGUCCAGUUGCCUCUUGAAAAAACACCUUUGGGAUUACUUUAAAAAUGUUUUUAUGAAUCCAACAGUGUAUUCAUAUGAACAAUAUUUUUUAAGAAGGGAACUAAACAGCUUGAUUUAAAUUACUCAGUGUCUUCUAACAAGGAUCAUAUUUUCUAACCUCUUAUUAUUAAAUAUAUAUAUCAUUCAUAUCAAAGAGAAUCCUUUCUGGCUUUGUUACAUUUCCAGACCACUGAAUUUGUCAAGGAUUUCAAUAUCACUUUGGUACCACUGUAUAUUUGGUGAUAUCAAAGUAAUCAGAAAGGUCAAUCCUAUUUGAAAUUUUAGAGGACCGUGGCACUGCCAAUUGGAGAAAUCUUGUGUUGGUGUGAUUGUGACUGUGUUUUUUACCUUACUAUAGCUUUUAAAAAAUGUUUCUGUAUGUUCUGAUUAACUGUAUUUCUCAUUUUGGAGGGUUAUUAUAAUAAAUUAUGGGAAAGAGUUGUUGCACAAUA
Crotalus tigris (Tiger rattlesnake) is the source of this 5092-nucleotide messenger RNA. Its product is annotated as zinc finger protein 345-like. The record is from RefSeq and is a predicted model, not a curated record. NCBI's taxonomy places the organism in Eukaryota, Metazoa, Chordata, Lepidosauria, Squamata, Viperidae. Gene Ontology annotation, biological process: regulation of transcription by RNA polymerase II. Gene Ontology annotation, molecular function: DNA-binding transcription factor activity, RNA polymerase II-specific; RNA polymerase II cis-regulatory region sequence-specific DNA binding. The coding region runs from base 487 to 2925 and encodes 812 amino acids. Gene Ontology annotation, cellular component: nucleus. The transcript is spliced from 6 exons.